AUGAUUCGUGAAAAAGUUCUUAGUAUGGGAAUUGAUUCUGCAACUCUUCUCGUCAAGGACACUCUCUCCAAUAAUACCCUCCGUAUUCUUCGUAGGAUUAGUUUACUUGGGUGGACUGACGAGGAUGUGAGUAGUGCUGGAGAACUUUAUCGCAGAUUUCAGAAAUUCAACCUGUCAGGAUUUGUUUCCAUCCACACCGUUCUGGUCCAAGGCUCCUUUUUAAACGUCGUGACAGACUUCUGUGCUGGUGGGGACUUGAACACGUACUUAGAAGACAAGCUAAAGGAACCACUACCCGAGACACAGGUGGUACAGUGGCUGCUUUCGAUAUCAGUUACCCUGCGUUCGCUUCAUUGCGAUACUCAUUGUCCCUUCUACGGGCUAUCGCUGGAACGGGUGUUCUUCGGCGAUAGGGGGAACAUUCUUUUAGGCUUACCCUUACCAUUUUUUUUAUACUUCAAACAGAUGGCAGAUCGAAAAAAAGAUGGUGUGAUUCUUGAGAAGGAGUACCCGCCUGAGGCCCUUCAGAUGAGGUGGUACCACCCUGAAUUAAGCGAUGUAUGGCAUCUCGGGCUUAUUGCGCAGAAAUUGCUGUCGGCACGAACACAGUUCUCCUUGCGCUCAAGCUCAGCGCAGCAGCUUGUGAUGUAUAUGAUGGAACCAGAUCUGAAGCGUCGGAUGCCAUUGGACGAAGUGAUUAAGUCGCUUAAACAUAUCAUUCGCGAUGCCAAACCAUCUGAACACCCACCACCCGAGCUAAGCCAGCUUACCCUUGGGAAUAAGUUUGUUGUUCGUGAUAGGUUGGUUUCGCCCACGUUGCUGCAGGAUGUCGCACCAGACAUGAAGGAAACUCAAUCGACUAGCAAAGGACAUCCUUGGGCGCCUCAACUUCCGAACGGCGCUUUAGCACCUAAAGUGAGUGAGGGUACCAACAAUAUUCAUGAUGCUGAUGGCGCUGUUGUUCGUCAAGAGAACGUACGCGGCCCCCAGGACAGCUGGCACCUCCGAGCCAUGAAACAGUUUGAAGAAUUACAGCGAAUGAACGCGGUUUCGCCGGGUCGUGUGCACAAUCACGUGGGCCCACAAGAUGGUUGCACAGGUCGCAGCCGCCGCGGUCUGACGUUGCAGCCCAUUAAUACGGGCCGAGUUCAUGGGGCCAAAAAGCAGGUUGAUCAGUUUCUCGACGACUCUUUUUCGGCUGACGAGGCUGCCAAUCUCAUUCGGCAGAAAAACAUCCGUACUCACAUCAAGCAAUGGAAUCGGAAGCGUAUUGAAGCAAUUGCUCUGAACGCUAACCAGCAUAACAAUCUGGUCGUAACGGACCGCUCCAGCGUUGUGAUUGUAGCGCCACGUCCAGCAGCCCCCGCUGCUUCACCAAAGGACCGUCUCACACCGAGAGCAGCUGCAAACGCGCGUCGAGCGUAUGCCCAAACACCUACUCCAACCCCCAAAGCCGCAGAUACGAAUCCCAAGACUCAAGUGAAUCUAAAAAUGGCAAGGACCCCCUCCCCUUCAAAGGCAUCCCAGCUUCACGAAGCUGGCCCCAUGUUGCCACAACAGAGAGGCCAAGUCCAACCACCACCACCAAUGCUAUCAAAUAUACACCAGGAUAGCGUGGUCCUGCGCACACCUUCUACGAAUUCGUCCUUAAGCAUAGCUAAGCCCCCUGCACGUGAGCCGCCGCUACGGAUGAAAGCCAAACAUACUAGUGAUGAUCGCCCCAGGAGCCCCCCGGCCGUUCCUUUAAGCCGUGGAGAUUCAUUGCAUUUCGCGAAGGCGUCCUUGCAGUCGUCGAUUUCUGGUGCUGGCUCCUGUCCGUCCGCUUCUGAGGUAUCCUCCAGGAACCAGGAGACCUUUGCAAACGACCGACGGCCCCCUCAUGCGCUGCCCUCGGUGCUGGUGUCGGGGACAGGCAAAACGAACAACCUCUCUCCUGGCGCUACGGGAACUGUGAUGGAUGCAGGAAUCACAGCAACGCUGGAGUGGACUAUCAACGGUCUACGCAGCGUGCUCCGCAGCCUCUUGAAAGAGAAAUCCGUCUACCGGGAAGCGAUGACGGCAGUUUCAAUCUUUGUGGCUAGUGGACAAGAGGGCUGUCUAAACCCACAGCACAAUGAAGUUUUUUUGUACCGAUUAAAAGAAUGGAUUCCUAACGAAGCCCUCUUCAUGGCAGUGGCAUCUUUAUGCGCACAACUUGCCUCACUUGAGCGACUCAAUCAGAGUACAAAGGAACAACGCCAUUUCACUGGAAAUGGUAAGGAAAAAGUGAUCAAAUAA
This is a messenger RNA of Phytomonas sp. EM1, 2277 nucleotides long. Lineage: Eukaryota; Euglenozoa; Kinetoplastea; Trypanosomatida; Trypanosomatidae. The record is from the annotation of a GenBank genome assembly.